Rhizophagus irregularis DAOM 181602=DAOM 197198 is the source of this 1608-nucleotide messenger RNA. Lineage: Eukaryota; Fungi; Glomeromycota; Glomeromycetes; Glomerales; Glomeraceae. The record is from RefSeq and is a predicted model, not a curated record.
AUGGCAGAAAAUACGCGUUCAAGUGACACAGCUGGUACAGCUAAUACUGAUUCUAAUAUUGAUGAAUCCUUAAAACAAUUGUUAAAUUAUUCAAUACCCGAACAUGCCCCCUUUGAAUCUUCAACAUCAACUUCUCACUCAUCAUUAUAUCGCGAGUCUAAUAACUCAGAACUUGCCUGCAUUAUAAACUGUGAUUUGGCAAUGAACAAUCUCACAACUUUUGAUACAGCAGAAAAUAUUUGGGCAAAUUUAAAUCUGCGAUGUAUUGAAAAAUUUGGUAAUAAUAAUUCUCAGACUGCUGAUAUUUCAAAUUCAGACUCUAUAAUAGGAGAAUCAAGCUACCAUAAAAGUACUGAAUUGAAUUCACCUCUACAAGCGCCACAAGUAACUAAUGAAAGUGCCAAAUUGAAUUCACUUUCGCAAUCGCUACCGGUAGCUAAUAAAAGUGCCGAAUCAAAUUCUCCUCCACAAGCGUUACCUGUAGCUAAUAAAAGUGAUGAACUGAAUACGCCUCCAGUAGCUAAUGAAAAUAAUGAAUUGAAUUCACCUUCACAAGCGUUACCGAUGGCUAAUAAAAGCGCUGAUAAUGAAAGUACCAAAUUGAAUUCAUCUAUACAAGCUCUGCCGGUAGCAGUACCAGAAAAAGUAUCAGUAGAAGCACCGACAACAAAGGCACCAGUAAGAUCACCCACAUUAAAAUUAGCAGAAAAAGUACACGGUGCAGAAGUGUUUGUAGUAGUAGAAAUACAAACUUCAAAAAUGAAAAUGCCGGUGGAAUCACAAGCAUUAGUUUUAGAAGUGUCAGAAGAAUCUCAAGAACUAGUAUCUACAUCAACAUCAUUAGUAAAAAAACGUAAACUUAACUGUGUUGAAAUUUCCUUGGAUGAGGAUGUUGAUGAAAGUGACCAUGAUGAUAAAACUAUUAUGAAAGAAAAGUUGAAUUCUGCCCAAAUGCUUUUGUUUAAAAAGAGAAAGAAACUACGUGAUAUUUUAACUAUCAAAAACUUCAAGAUAUUCAACGCCUUGGCUGAAUUGUCAAUGGCUGAAAAAAUUACAGUUGUCGACGAAAAGUCCGCUAUGGACAGAAUUAAUCAAUGGAAAAAACUGGAGUUAUGUUGUGAAAGCCUUGUGAUAGCGGCAGAAUCUUUCAAUUUGCUACAUUUAGCAUCAUUAGUUCAAAUUUAUAAUGAUCUUUCAAUGCUUGCUGAAAGAUUAGAAAUUAAAAAUACAAAAUCCUGGGUGAUCUCUUUUAUGCGAAGUAAGCUUAAUAUCGAUCAAAAAGCCGAACAAAGAAAUAGGUUGGGAUGCGACAUAUUGUGCAAGUUAUUUAAUGAUGGAAUAACACCUGCGCAGUUUGCGCAAGCAGGUUGUCGCAAGUAUGAUUUUUUUGUAAAGCAAAAAUAUUAUGAUAUAUUUUUGUCUCAAAUUCCCACUCAUCAAUCAAUUACUUUAAGCCAACCAGAUGAACGUAUUUCUGAAAUUAUGUUGAAUCAAGAUUUCACCAUACUAGAAAGAAAAAGUGAUGUUGUAUUUAAAUUGAGUUUAAGCGAAGAAUUCAGAGAUUUAAGGGAGAAGUUUAAAGGAAGUGAGUAUAUCGAAUGGGCAUAA